Messenger RNA from Cryphonectria parasitica EP155, 970 nucleotides. RefSeq lists its product as uncharacterized. The record is from RefSeq and is a predicted model, not a curated record. The coding region runs from base 198 to 785 and encodes 195 amino acids. NCBI's taxonomy places the organism in Eukaryota, Fungi, Ascomycota, Sordariomycetes, Diaporthales, Cryphonectriaceae. The transcript is spliced from 2 exons.
GCCCGGGGAACCUGCCCGAGUACGCAGAGCACAAGGCCUUUGGCCAGUAUCCUCCGCCCCAGGUCUCGCCUCAACAACAGUACAACGGCGCUGCUGUCGCCUACCCUCAGUAUCCUCCACAUCAACAACACCAACAACCAUCACCACCACCGCCGGGGCCUGCUGUGCCAGCAGGAGGUUCAGUAGGAGGACAGGGCAUGGCGGCAGAUUAUCACUACCACAACGGCGGGAACCCAUUCGAGCCUCCAGGCGCCAAAGUCAGAGCUGCGAGAAUAUGUGGGCUGAGGAGAAAAGUGUUUUGGGUGGUGCUGGCCCUCGUGGUCUUUGGUCUCAUGGUCGCCAUCGCGGUGGGACUUGGAUUGGGUCUGGGCGAGCAGAAUAAUAAGUCUUCGAGUGCCAGCAGCAACUCGACAGCAACCGCAACCUCCUCAUCGACAGCCACGACCCUCCCCGCCGCGACGGCCACGGCCACCGCCACAGGCAACACGGACAUCAUCUGCCCGACGGCCAACGAGACGCUGUACACGCUGGCGACACAGACGAGCAAGAAGUUCCUGGUGCUGUGCGGCCGCGACUACAACAGCGACAACGGGGCGACGGACCUCACGUCCAUGAAUAUCACCACCUUUGAGGGCUGUCUGAACGAGUGUGGCAACCUGGACGGGUGUAUUGCUGUGGGAUGGGGCAACUACUAUGGCACGAAUACCUGCUGGCUCAAGAGCGGCAUUGGGACGCCGAAUCAAAGCUCGGACUGGUAUGCAGCCGUGGAGGAUGACUCGGGGUGAGAAAAGGACAGAGAGACAGAGAGAAAGAGGACGAGACCCCCCCGGGGGGGUGGCAAUUUCACUCGAUUAUUUUUCAAAGGCGAAGGAUGUAAAGGAACAAGCGAUAUUUUCGAGCAUGCUGCUGGCGUCACAGGGUAUUUGUGGCCAUCCGUGCAUUAUUGUUUAAAAAGCAGAAAUGAUUCAAC